This is a messenger RNA of Grosmannia clavigera kw1407, 567 nucleotides long. Its product is annotated as 60S ribosome subunit biogenesis protein nip7. The coding region runs from base 1 to 567 and encodes 188 amino acids. The record is from RefSeq and is a predicted model, not a curated record. Gene Ontology annotation, biological process: ribosomal large subunit biogenesis; ribosome assembly. Gene Ontology annotation, cellular component: preribosome, large subunit precursor; nucleolus; nucleus. The transcript is spliced from 2 exons. Gene Ontology annotation, molecular function: RNA binding. Lineage: Eukaryota; Fungi; Ascomycota; Sordariomycetes; Ophiostomatales; Ophiostomataceae.
AUGCGGCCACUUACAGAAGCAGAGACGCAAACCGUCUUUAAGAAGCUUGCCGACUACACAGGUGCUUCGCUCAAGAAUUUGAUUGCUCCGUUAGACGACUCUCCCGACGCCGACCGGCAUGUGUUUCGGCUAUCUCAAGGUCGUGUGUAUUAUGUUUUGCUGUCGUUAGCCAACUUGGCGACGUCUGUAGCGAGAGACAAGCUACUGUCCCUAGGGACCUGCUUAGGCAAAUUCACCAAGUCGGGCAAGUUCCGGCUCCAUAUCACCGCAUUGCCAGUUUUGGCUGCCCAUGCACGAUACAAGAUUUGGGUCCGACCCAAUGGCGUCAUGCCAUUUCUGUAUGGGGGAAACAUUCUCAAGGCUCAUGUCGGCCGUUACUCGGAAGACUGCCCAGAGCACCAGGGUAUAGUGGUUUGCACUAUGGACGACAUUCCGAUUGGGUUUGGCGUCACAGCACGCAGCACUUCUGAGGCGCGGCGACUGGACCCCACAGCGAUUGUCUGUUUUCGCCAGGCGGAUUGUGGUGAAUAUCUUCGAGACGAGGACUCACUCUUUGCGUCUGGAUGA